Molecule: messenger RNA, 1961 nt
Organism: Lycium barbarum (goji berry)
Lineage: Eukaryota; Viridiplantae; Streptophyta; Magnoliopsida; Solanales; Solanaceae
Exons: 3
Coding region: 99-1115 (338 amino acids)
Source: RefSeq, a predicted model, not a curated record
UUUUAUUUCCAGCCAAACACCACCCGUGAGAGUAUAUAUACUGUUGAAAUUUCCAAUUAUGCUCUAUUUGUAACCUUACGUUAAAGUACCUUCGAUUUAUGUCCUUAUUUUCACUUUCAUCUUUUUCCCUAAUUUAUAGUAAUAAUAUAUUUAUAGGAGGCCAAAAUCUCAACUUCCUUCAAUAUAGGAAAAAGAAAAGCAACUCUGUGGACAAAAUGUGGGUGAACACUAGUUCUCUUAACAAUGAAGAGAUUGUUCUUCUACAAGAAGAGGAGGAAGAAGAAGAAGAAACAUUAUCACUCUGUGAUUUGCCUAACAAUGAAGAGAAUUACCAAACAAGAAAAUUAGAAUCUCCUCGUGGAAGUGUAACACAAGAAGACUUUAAUUUCUGCUCUUUCUUAAGAAAUUCAGCAUUAAUGUGCACUGCAGAUGAAGUUUUCUUCCAAGGCCAAAUUUUACCUCUAGGUCAUUCAAAUAACUCGUUAAGUGAUAGCCAUGACACCGAUGCUACGGGUGGAGAUACAUGUAAUGAAGCGAGUUCAACUAAAUACUCUUCGUCGGAAAAUCAUACCUUGCAAUUAAGGACAGAGUCCAUGGUACAUUGUUCCUCGUACAAGCCUUGGAUUCGAAAUCAGUUUCAUUCUCAACCAAGUCCGACACCCCAGGUUCGAUUUUCAAAGAUAACACACAGAAACAUCAAUAGUUACAAUCGAAAGUCGACAACGUGGAACCUUUUUCGUGUUGGAUUGGUGACAACACCAGAAAUUGCAUUACAAGACCUCAAAAUUCGAUGCAACAAGAAUUUCGACAUUAGUCGAAAUAGUACGAGCAGUAGUAAUAGCAGUAGCAGCAGUUCGAGCAAUGACGAUAAAAUGAGGAUUAAACUAAGCAAGAAAAAGAAACAGAGGAUAUUUGAAAGGAAAAGGGUAUUUCUGGGAAGCUGCAAAUCUUCAGUAAAUGCAGUUGAACUAGUUCCUUCAAAAGUUGUUACCAUAAACAGAGGCAGCACCAAUUGUAAUGAGGUGAAAAUGGAGACAAAACAGAAACUAUCAAGUCAUCAAACGUUUGAAUGGUUAAAGCAACUUUCACUUGAAAAUCCAGCAGAAGAAACAUAAAGAUCCAAAAAAUUGAAUUUUUCGGGUUUCUCAAUGUCAGGAACCAAAAAGAAAAAGGAUGCGGCAGACACAUACAGAUGGAAGAAGAAAGAUAUCCUGUGAAGAAAUCCUUAAUCAUAGAGAUAGAUAAAGAAAACCAAGAUAGCAAACCUUCAAGACGUGAAGAAACAGCCGUAUAGGAAAAUCAAUCAGGAUCAACCAAAUGUAAAUCAAGUAAGCAGGCUACAGACAGCUAGCACACGAACUGCCAAGAGAUGACAGAAGUCAAAUAGUAAAGAUCUCAAGCUUUGAUUCAUCAAAGAAAAGAAGAUACGAGAAAGAUACAAGAUCAAAUCAACGGAUCCCAAGAGAUGACGGAAGUCAACCAAUCAACCAGCGAAGACCUCAAGCUUUGAUCCAUCGAGGGAAAGAAGAUACCGAGGAAGAUAGAAGAUCAAUAAACGGAUCACUUCAAAUUCCUGAUUGAGGAAAAACUCCCUUGGGUUACCUUAGAGCAAGCCAAUCAGGAUCAAUCGAAUGGAAAGAUUGAUUCACUGCCUUCUGUCGAGAAUUGAAGCAACCAACUAUAAAAGAAGACCUGACGAGUCGAAGAACACCACAACUUCACUUGAGCAAAAUAUAUGUUUACCCUUCAUCUUGUAAAAUGCACUAUAGUAUAUUAAAGUCUUUAAGUGUUAGAGAAAGAAAAUAGAUAGCAAUACAGGUCAAGGGUGUCACUAGAGGACAAUUGGAAACUAUCCAAAUUGGAAUCAUGGUUCAAGUUGUAAUCUAAAGGGACUGGGUUAGGCACCACACCGGUGAUCCGAACUCGUAUAAAAAUCUCUGUGUUCAUUUAUUUUUGCAUUA